AUGGUGUCUGUUGUGUGCACUCUGGAUCAUCACGCGAACGAGGUGAGCGGCUGUGCCUUCUCUGCCUCGCUCCUGGCCUCCUGCUCCGGGGAUAAGACGCUGCGUGUUUACAGCGCCGUGGACUUCUCGGAGCGGCCCUACUCGCCUCUGUGUGGACACGAGUACGGGGUACACUGCUGCUGCUUCACCUCCUGCGGCUCCUACCUGCUCAGCUGCUCCACAGAUGGCGCUAUUGCGGUGUGGAGCACGGACACAGGUGCGCGCGUGUCUGCGCUGGAGCACCCGUCCCGCAGCCCGCUCCGCGCAUGCGCCGUGGCUCCAGACUCGUCGCUCGUGCUCGGAGGCGCGUGCGACGGAACCGCGGCACUCUGGGAUUUCUCCAGCGGGACUCUGAGACGGUUUCUUGCUGUGAGUGAGGCCAGUGUGGCGGCAUGUUGCUUCUCACCCUGUGCUCAGAUGUUUGUGACGGGGAGCACCCACGGUACCCUCCGGCUGUGGGGAGUGGACGGGAGCAUUCUGUGUGUCCAGAAGGAUGCUCAUGACCUGGGAGUGACCUGCUGCAGUUUUGCACCCCAGUUCACAGUUGACGGCUGCUGUGUGGAGCUUCAACUGGCCUCCUGCGGACAAGACAGCCGGCUGAAAAUAUGGAUUGUGUCUCAGUAUGAGGGAACAGUUCACUCCAUGAAGCUUCUCCACACCCUCACCGGCCAGUCAGCCCCCGUCCUGUCCUGUGCCUUCUCCUCUGAUGGUGCACUCGUUGUGUCUGGAUCUGUGGACAAAACUGUUGCCAUAUAUGAUACAACCCUCGGUACUCUUCUGCAUUCCCUGAAACAGCACGACAGAUACGUUACCGCUGUGGCUAUGUCUCCCACUAAGCCCUGGCUCGCGACGGGCUCCAUGGACCGGACAGUCAAAGUCUGGAGGAUAGGAGAUGGGGAGGACACAACUGCAACUGAAUCUAAACCAGCCGUGUGUGAAGACAGGAAGCUACCCUCUCGUUCCACGCUAACGCUGCUCUCUGAUUGGUCGGAGGAGGACGUGCAGACCUGGCUGCGUGAGGAGGGACUGGAGGAGCUCGUCGGAAUCUUCAAAUCCAACAACAUUGACGGAUCCAAGCUCAGCCGCCUGAACAGGGAGACCGCAGCGGAGAUGGGCAUCGAGUCUGUAGGUCUGCGUGGUCGCCUCCUGAGAAAAGUGGAGUCCCUUAAGGCAGCACAGAGCGGCUCUGACGGUCCAGACGAGUUCCUCUGUCCCAUCACUAGAGAGCUGAUGAGGGACCCAGUAAUCGCUGCAGAUGGAUAUUCCUAUGAACGGGAGGCUAUCGAGAGCUGGAUUAGAGGGAAGACCAAGACGAGCCCCAUGACCAACCUGCCCCUCCAGACCACCCUGCUCAUCCCCAACAGGUCGCUCAAGAUGGCCAUAGCCCGCUGGAAGUCCAGUCAAUAGCUG
Molecule: messenger RNA, 1449 nt
Organism: Periophthalmus magnuspinnatus
Lineage: Eukaryota; Metazoa; Chordata; Actinopteri; Gobiiformes; Gobiidae
Product: WD repeat, SAM and U-box domain-containing protein 1-like
Exons: 11
Coding region: 1-1446 (481 amino acids)
Biological process (GO): protein ubiquitination
Molecular function (GO): ubiquitin-protein transferase activity; protein binding
Source: RefSeq, a predicted model, not a curated record